Messenger RNA from Pseudophryne corroboree (corroboree frog), 1599 nucleotides. It is a transcript of the gene CCDC166, whose product is annotated as coiled-coil domain containing 166. The coding region runs from base 464 to 1456 and encodes 330 amino acids. The transcript has 2 exons. The record is from RefSeq and is a predicted model, not a curated record. Lineage: Eukaryota; Metazoa; Chordata; Amphibia; Anura; Myobatrachidae.
GCCAUUGCUGUAUAUGUGGUGGCCAUUGCUGCUGGUAACUGUCUGGUGGAGCCUCAUCGUCUGGGAGUGUUAUCUGUAUACCUUGCAGCCAUUGCUGUAUAUGUAGCGGCCAUUGCUGUAUACCUGGCGGACAUUGCUGUUGGUAACUGUCUGGUGGAGCCUCAUCGCCUGGGAGUGUUACCUGUAUACGUGGCGGCCAUUGCUGUAUACCUGGCGGCCAUUGCUGCUGGUGACUGCCUGUUGGAGCCUCAUCGUCUGGGUGUGUUACCUGUAUACCUGGCAGCCAUUGCUGUAUACCUGGCGGCCAUUGCUGUGUACCUGGCGUACAUUUCUGCUGGUGACUGUCUAUUGGAGCCUCAUCAUCUGACUGUGUUACAUGUAUACGUGGUGGCCAUUGCUGUAUAUGUGGCGGCCAUUGCUGCUGACCUCACUGGAUAGACAUUCAUAGCAAUGUAAUAAUAGGAUGUUGGCGAUGGCAAAGGUCAAAAUGAUAUCCAAACAGGGAGGACCUGAGGGAAUGGUCCAGGACAUGCUUAGGGGAUGCAAGGAGACAUUACUACAGAAGGAGUAUGAUAGACUAACAGAAGAUCUACAUAGAUUGUCUAGGAGGAUAAGCAAGGUUGAGCUGGAAAACAUUUCCCUGGAAAGAGAGGCCGGCAUUGUCCAUCUGCAGAUGGUGGACGUCAUCAAUGACCUGUCCAAACUCCACCAUGGAUAUAAUAACGCCAUAACCAGACUGAGCAACCAGAAUCAGAGACACCAAGCCGAGAUGAGAAGAGAGAAAAAAAUAAUUGUACAGAUGCAUGAGAGGGAGAAGAAGCGGAGGGCGCAGCUGCUGGACAUGGAGGACAGGUUGUCCACACUGGUCAGAGAAGUAGCUGAGCUACGACACUACAGGGAUCAGAGAGCAGAGCAGUUGGCCAGAAUUAAGGACCUGGAACGAGAAGUCUUUAAGAUGAGAGCUUCCUACAUACAGAAUGUCCAGAGCGCUCAGAGUGAGUUUAUUUUGUAUACGAUUAGAUUGGAGGAGGUGUCCCGGAAGAAAGUUACCCAUCCACCAAGUAUGGUGAUGAAGGAUGCAGGUCACUCACUUCAGGAUCAAGUCAAGCUGGCGACAGACGAGAACCUCAAACUUCGAGAUGAAAUGCUACAUCUGAUGCAUCACAGCCAUCUCCUAAACACCUGCAUCCUGAAGCUGCAACAGCAGCACAAGGUACUUCUAAGAGAGGUGGACUACACCCGCUAUCUUACACGCAUCAGAUGCAUGACACCAUGCAGAAGGCACCAAAACCAACAGGUUGGAGAGCUGAAGCCAUCUGGGGAUGUGACACUGAGCUCAGACUUAGCCCAUCUCCAUCACAAGGAACUUACAAAUCCUGGUCCUUCAUCACUAGACAUCCAACUACUGUCACGUAUUGACUCCUUACCGCUCUGUUCAGCAGAAGUAAAAACCUAAAAUUACUUGGGGUCACCACACAUGAGGAAAUUUGAAAUACAGAGCUGACAGGAUAGACAGGAAGCAAGAGAGACACAAGAGACAUCGUCAUCAUCCAUAACGUUACUAUCCAAACUAAAAAUAAAGUAAAACGUUUCAAAAAA